Molecule: messenger RNA, 2331 nt
Organism: Bufo bufo (common toad)
Lineage: Eukaryota; Metazoa; Chordata; Amphibia; Anura; Bufonidae
Gene: DDX31
Product: DEAD-box helicase 31
Exons: 20
Coding region: 102-2318 (738 amino acids)
Biological process (GO): ribosome biogenesis
Cellular component (GO): nucleus
Molecular function (GO): ATP binding; RNA helicase activity; nucleic acid binding
Source: RefSeq, a predicted model, not a curated record
GGGGCCUUACUGCUGGCUCUCUGCUCACGUGUGUUGCUGGUUUUUGCCGAUUCUGGGACUUUUCUUGAUGUGAACGGUUUCCUAUUAGCAGAACAGCCGCCAUGGGCGACCAGGGGUUAAUUCUCAAUAUCUCAGAGGCUCCUGUAAAGGGGAACAAGAAGUUCCAGAAAUCCCAGCAAUCUAGGGGGAAAUGGAACCGUAAGGCUUUGAAAAGAAAGUCCCAACAAUCCGGUGAGGCGCCUCCGUCCAAACGGCCAGCGCCUCCAGCCAAGGGGCCGACGCCUCCGUCCAAACAGCCAGCGCCUCCAGCCAAGGGGCCGACGCCUCCGUCUAAGCAGGCAGCGCCUCCAUCCAAACGGCCAGCGCCUCCAUCCAAACGGCCAGCGCCUCCAUCCAAACGGCCGGUGCCUCCUGCAUCUUCAGAAAUUCACGGCAACGAUAAAUCCCGCAAGAAUCCGAAGGCUGAUCCCUCACCCAAGAAAGGUCCGGCAGGAAGGAACGAGGAGCGUCCAAAGGGAAGGCCGGCGGUCAAGACAUCGUCCCUGUUCAAGAACAAUCCGGAGCUGCCUGACAUUGAGAGAUCAGAAGUAAAACAAGUGCAGGAAAAAGUCUUCUCCUCCGACUCCUUCUGUGAGCUGGGACUGCAUCCACACCUGGUGGCCACUCUCACGAAAGUCCUGGAAAUGAGCAGAAUGACCAGCGUCCAGAAGAUGACGAUCCCGGCACUGCUGUCCGGAAGAGACGCCCUGGUUCGCUCACAGACCGGAUCCGGGAAAACCUUGGCUUAUGGGGUCCCCCUGGUGCAAGGACUACAGGGAGUCGCCCCAAAAAUCCAGCGCAGCGACGGUCCGUACGCCCUCAUUUUAGUCCCUACGAGAGAGCUCGCUCUGCAGAGUUUUACCACCAUUCAGAAGCUUCUGAAGCCUUUCACGUGGAUUGUGCCUGGAGUUUUGAUGGGUGGAGAGAAGCGAAAGUCAGAGAAGGCCAGGUUGCGGAAGGGCAUCAAUAUUCUGAUCUCCACUCCGGGGAGGCUGGUCGAUCACAUCAAGUCUACGAAGAGCAUUCACUUCACUCACCUCCGCUGGCUCAUAGUGGACGAGGCGGACAGGAUUCUGGAUCUGGGAUUUGAGAAAGAUCUGACGACCAUCCUGAACGCCCUGAACUCUCAGAGCGAGCGGAGGCAGAAUGUGCUGCUGUCCGCAACGCUGACCCAAGGGGUGACCCGUCUGGCGGACAUCAGUUUACAGAACCCGAUCACGGUGACGGUGGCAGAGGAUUCUGGUAAUGACUCGAGGUCGGAGCAGGAGGCCACGGACACGGACACGGACACGUCGGGGUUCGCCAUGCCGGAGAAGCUGCGCCAGCUCACAGUGGUGGUCCCCAGUAAGCUGAAGCUGGUCACGCUCUCUGCCUUCAUUCUGGGGAAGUGGAAGUCGGAUCCCAAACCAAAGAUGAUCGUCUUCUUCCCGAGCUGUGAGCUGGUGGAGUUCCAUCAUAUGCUGCUCCGCCACGUCCUACCCCUGCCCAACCCCCCCAAAGACCAGGCCGUGUUCCUGCGGCUACAUGGGAACAUGGAGCAAAAGGAAAGGACGGAAGUUUUCCAGCAAUUCACUGCGGCCCGAGCUGGGAUACUGCUGUGUACGGAUGUUGCUGCUCGGGGACUAGACCUACCUCAAGUUACCUGGAUUGUACAGUACAACGCUCCAGCGUCUGCUGCUGAAUAUAUCCAUCGUGUUGGACGUACCGCCCGGCUUUGCGCCCGGGGGAGCAGUCUGCUCAUCCUGAUCCCUUCAGAGGCUGAAUACAUUCAGACUUUGGUUAAUCACAAAAUAAGUGUCUCAGAGAUGAAGAUGGAGGAGAUCUUGUCCAACCUUCUGCAGGAGGACUUUCUGAUAAUCAAGCGAGGGAAGAGGGCCGAGACGCCGGAACCCCAGGCUGUACGGGAGAGGGCCACUGUAUUACAGACUAAGUUUGAGGACUACAUACACGCCAGCGCGGAGGCAUCACUAUCUGCAAAGAACGCCCUGCAGUCCUACAUUCGCUCUUACGCCACCUACCCCAAGAAUCUGAAGCACGUCUUCCAUAUACGUUCUCUGCACCUGGGUCAUGUAGCCAAAAGUUUUGGCCUGAGAGACGCCCCACAGAACCUCAGCCAUCAGCUGGCGGGAAACUCUAAGAAGAAGAAAGCAAUGAAGCCCAAGAAGACGGUGAGGACGAAGCAGAGGUUUUCAGACCUCCUGAAGUCGGAGUUCUCCAGCGGACUCCCUCCACGACCCAAGAAAAGGAAGACUCCUCAGAGUGACGAGAAGGAGCCUUGAGCUGUGGGAACUG